AUGCUUUCUCAGCGCCUCGCGAUUUUCCGACCAUUUUCAUUCAACAAGUCUUUCAGUGUAUCGAAAUCACUUGUCCUAGUAGUGCUGAUCUUUUUCAUAUUCUUGGCUUCGCUUUCUGGUAUUCUCAAUUCCAGCAAAUCCAACUUCAUGUACUCCUUACAGAACAAAUGGACAACCACUUCUUUACAGCCCUCUGGAACUGACAUUUCUCCUACUAAUAUUAGCCACAUUGUGUUCGCAAUCUCAAGCUCUAACAAGUUAUGGCCACGGAGAAGAAAUUACGUGGAAGCCUGGUGGAGACCGAAUAGUACUAGUGGAUACAUAUUCUUCGACAAACUGCCCCAAAAUCCCUGGCCAAAUUCUCCCAUUUUCAAAGUUUCUGAGGACACUACAAAGUUUCAGGUCUUCUCAAGCCACGCAAAUCCUCCAGUGAUCCGUAUAGUGCGUGCCAUUCUUGAGGCCUAUCGUGCUGAAGAGGAACCAAGAAACGUACGAUGGUAUGUUAUAGGAGACGAUGACACCAUAUUUUUUGUUGAUAAUUUGGUGAGUCUUUUGAAGAGGUAUGAUCACACAAAGUACUUCUACAUUGGUGGCAUUUCAGAGUGCAGAAAAUCCAAUGAUGAUUUUUCAUUUCAUAUGGCAUAUGGUGGUGCUGGAUUCGCGUUGAGCAGACCUCUGGCAUCAGCACUCGUGACACAUCUGGAUUACUGUAUUGAGAAAUAUAAGUUGCUUGCAGUGAGUGAUAUCAUUUUGCAGUCUUGCAUAGCUGAUAUUGGAGUUUCCCUCACUCCUCAUAAGGAAUUUCAUCAGAUUGAUCUAGUAGGAGACAUUUCCGGAUAUCUGUCAUCUGCACAAUCUCCGUUAGUUACCCUGCAUCACCUUGACAGUGCACUUCCAAUUUUCCCCUCGAUGAGUCGUUACGAGUCAGUAAAGCAUCUAAUGAAAGCUGGAAAUUCAAGUCAUCAAUCAAGGCUUCUGCAACAAACGAUCUGCUAUGACAAGCACAGAAACUGGACUUACUCCAUUUCAUGGGGGUACUCUGUCUACAUUUUUGAACAGAUUUAUCCGAGGAGCGUUCUUAGAAAGCCUCUGGAGACGUUUCGUCCAUGGAAUCCAAGAUCAAGACCGCCACAUUAUAUGUUUAAUACGCGCAAGCUUGAGCCGGAUGGUCCAUGCAAAGAUCCACAUGUUUUCUUCUUUGAAUCACAAAAUGUCACUGCAGGGGGGCAUCUUGUUACUAGCUAUACUAAAUCCCGGCCUUAUAGACGGCGCCUGCCCUCUUGCUCAACAAAUUCAGCUGAUCAUGUUUCCAAGAUUCAGAUCUCAUCAACACUUGCAAGUCAUGAGAUGGACACCGGAGCCCAAUGUUGCGACCUCCUCAAUACCCACCAUAGGAAUAUCACAACAGCUAAACUCAGGACUUGCAUGGAGGGUGAAAUAGUAGCUUAA
Molecule: messenger RNA, 1449 nt
Organism: Daucus carota subsp. sativus
Lineage: Eukaryota; Viridiplantae; Streptophyta; Magnoliopsida; Apiales; Apiaceae
Exons: 3
Coding region: 1-1449 (482 amino acids)
Molecular function (GO): acetylglucosaminyltransferase activity
Source: RefSeq, a predicted model, not a curated record